AUGGCUGCAGGUUGCUGCUAUCAAUGUAAAGGGAAAGCGAAGCAGCUAUUUAUAAGUCGAUACGUCGAUGAUAGAGACGGCCAAGGAAAACGUAAGUGUCUGCUUGGAAAACCAACAACCAUGGGAAGGACCUUAGGCUUCAAAAGACUGCGUGCUUCCAAAACCCAACAAAAGAGUAGUUUUGCAGUGGUGCCGCCAUGGGUAAUUGUUAUGUAUAACACCAUAUUCUUUAGAAAUUGCGUCAGCCAUCCGAACGAAAAGAAGAAUGAGUUAGACCGAUUUUGCAUCGACUGUCUUCAGUCUUUUUGUUCUCAUUGCCUCUCUGCUCACGCUAUUCACAAGCACGUUAAGAUUCGAAGAUACAUAUACAGCGAUGUCAUCAAUCGACAAGACUUGUGCAAGCUCUUCAAUUGUUCUGGAAUCCAGAGUUAUCAUACGAAUAAAGCCAAAGUGCUAUUCUUGAAGCAAAGGACUCAUCAUCAGCAGCACCACCAACAGCAACAACAAAGCAAUUCAAGGGAUUACAGCUGUAUCAUUUGUGACAAAAAUCUGCAAGAUAACUCACUCUAUUGCAGUAUAGCAUGCAAGGUUUUAGACAUAUACGACCAGGAACACAGAGAAGAAACCAGUAAUAAUCUUCACAGUAAACUCCUCCGCUGUCUCAAAGAUGAAGGUGAAGCUUAUGUUCGACUACCAUCAACCAAGAAGCGAAGGAUAAGGCAAACUAGAAAAGGCGUCCCUUUAAGGGCUCCGCUGUUCUGAUUCGAUAGUGAGUGAUCAGGAC
Molecule: messenger RNA, 784 nt
Organism: Theobroma umbraticum
Lineage: Eukaryota; Viridiplantae; Streptophyta; Magnoliopsida; Malvales; Malvaceae
Product: protein RGF1 INDUCIBLE TRANSCRIPTION FACTOR 1-like
Molecular function (GO): zinc ion binding
Source: RefSeq, a predicted model, not a curated record